AUGGAAGGGCAGUCUCAAUCGCCAGGCCCGGAUAAUUUCGUGGGACCAAUUCGCACUCCGGCCAAAAAGACGUUCAAGGCCUGCCGAACAUGUCGGCGGCAGAAGAUGCGCUGCGAAGGCAAAGCUCCUUGCAUGCGGUGCCAGACCGCCGGAACUGCAUGCGUCUUCGAUCUCGUUGGGCCCAAAAAACCAACACUUGACAAAAGUACCGAGGGCCAGCAACAGCAGAAGAGAAUCCAAGAGUUGGAAGCCGAGAUCCUGAGGCUUCGCGGACAGACUGCCCCGGAGACCUCCGGUUCAGACGCUCCGACGGAGCAGCCUUCAGGCGGACAAGUGCAAACGCCCAUCAACAGCCAGGCUGACAAAGAUGCGGCCACAAGAGGUAACGCCAGCGCGGGGAAGCCUCAGAAUCCCUACGCACUGGCUCCGCAUGAUCUGGAUGCUCCGGUGACUGCCAUUCAUGCCAUGACUCCAGAAACCCCUCGGCCUUCCGGCGGUCAGAGCUGGGACCUGGAGCAGACCACAUUACUCCCGUCUGUCACGCAGCCUCGCGAUUUUGUCUCCGAGGGAGAGCUUGACGAGUCGCUGGCCAGGGAUUUAUUCAACAGCUUCAUAACCGGAAACAAUACCUUUUUGCCGAUGUUGGAUCCGCUCCUGGACACAUUUGAUUCUCUGCGCGUUCGUUCGCCAUUUUGCUUCGCCGUUGUCCUGGCCACCGCGGCUCGAGUCAAGGAGGCAGCGAACAUCACGGACCACGUGAGACAAGUCACCCAGAACGAGGCUCGCCGCCUGGCAGCUGAGACCUUGUUCAUUGGUGUGCCCGUGAUCGAGGAUGUCCAAGCGAUGACCUUGAUUGCAGCCUUUUCGGAACGAACGUGGUUUACCAUUGGCCAUGCCAUACAAAUGGCCCUCGUCUUGGGCCUCCAAACUGCCCUGCAGCAACUCCUGCGUAGUCCCUGCACCCAUUCGGCUGAUACUCAAAAGACAGAAAGGCGACUCGCACGUCAAGCAAGGACAUGGCUGAUGGCGUCGUUCCUUGAAUGGGAGAUUGCUGCUGGCACGGCACGCCGUCCUCGAAUCGAAGCCAUCUCAGCAGAGACUUUGAGGGCAUUUGCAAGACAUCCAGCUGCCAAUGCGUCAGAUUCUAGAAUUGUCUCUCUUGUGGAACUGGUAAUCCAGCGAGCCCAAAUGCAGAAGGAAAUUGAGGAAUCCGAGAAAUCCCCUUCCGCUGUGAUGGCCAAGAUCCGUUCGACCAGCCAAAAGUUCGAUGCAUGGUGUUCCUUCUGGGACAAGACUUUUGCAGAUAUCGGUUAUCCUCAACCAUCUUUCCAACGUACGAGCCUGUACAUGUCAAGAGAAUACGCGAAAACAUUUACUUGCUGUGCUGGCCUGCGAAAAAUUCAGCCAAAUUCUUCUACAGAGAGCUCGGUUACCCUGGGUGAAGCUAAUUUGGACUCUGUCGCCUCUGAGAUACUUUCUUACGUGAUGGGGGUCAUGUUCAGUCAACUGUCAUUUCUUGUACAAAGCCCAGCAUACAAAUGGCAGCUAAAAUGGGCCCCUACUUAUACUGCCCUGACCAUCGCUUUCACUUGUGUCCUUGCCUUGAAAAUGUCAAAACUCAGGCCCGAACUUAUUGAACAAUCCCGCCUGGAACCCGUGGCCAAGGAGGUUGCGAAACUCCUGCAGACACAUCCUCAUCAGAAUUUCCAUCAUGUGAUCCGGUUGUUGAUGGCAGUUCCGCAAAGUAACCAGUUCGUACCACACAACAAUCAAGUCAGAGGCUCAGAGAAUGUCACUGGAGAAGACAUGCAUUCGACGUAUCAUGAUGGGCGUAUCCCUCAAUUCUUUACACGACCACAGGGGGACCAGGGAUCACACAUUGUUCAAAAUCCCCCUGGCUAUGACGCAGUGUAUUCUCAGCAUGGCGGCGACAACAUGCGUCUCGGUACACAAACCGACCAGGACCCAAACAUCAAUAACUAUCGCGACUGGAUAGGGAACUGGAGCAAUCUGGACUCAAGCUGGCUGUUAGAUGGUACAUCGAUUGGUUCUUUUGGCCUGCCGAACAAUGGCAAUGCAAGUGUCUUCGAUUUCGAUCUUCCCAUGGGAUUUCAGGACUAUCGAUAUGAGUGA
Molecule: messenger RNA, 2133 nt
Organism: Exophiala oligosperma
Lineage: Eukaryota; Fungi; Ascomycota; Eurotiomycetes; Chaetothyriales; Herpotrichiellaceae
Exons: 6
Coding region: 1-2133 (710 amino acids)
Biological process (GO): regulation of DNA-templated transcription
Cellular component (GO): nucleus
Molecular function (GO): DNA-binding transcription factor activity, RNA polymerase II-specific; zinc ion binding; transcription cis-regulatory region binding
Source: RefSeq, a predicted model, not a curated record